GUCGGAAGGGGACGGACUGCGGGAGAAUGAAAGCCGGCUACCAUUGCACCUGUGGGGAAAUGUCCUGUCAUGAAUGAGCCGCGUUUAUUACAAUGGAGUCAGUGAUGAAGCUACAGAGGGUGCAGCUGAAAUGCAAGAACCUUCAUGAAUUCCUGCGAGGUCUCAGCCCUGGGAUCUUAGACCGGCUGUACAAUCAUCCUGCCACUUGUCUGGCUGUCUUCCGUGAGCUGCCAGGAUUGGCUAAGAACUAUGUCAUGCGGAUGCUGUUUCUGGAGCAGCCCCUUCCUCAGGCAGCUGUGGCAUCGUGGGUAAAGAAGGAAUAUGCCAAGGAACAGGAAGAGAGUUCAGACGUCUUGCUUGGGCUGCGGCUCUGGCACACGCGGUUCCUCCCGGGGGGUCUCCAAGGACUCGUCUUGAACCCCAUCUUCAAGGAGAACUUGCGCAUUGCCCUCCUGGGAGGAGGUAAGGCCUGGUCUGAUGACACUAGCCAAUUGGGCCCAGAUAAGCACGCCCGGGACGUCCCAUCCCUAGACAAGUAUGCUGAGGAGAGGUGGGAGGUCAUCCUGCACUUCAUGGUGGGCUCUCCAAGCGCAGCGGUGAGCCAGGACUUAGCUCAACUGCUCAUUGAAGCUGGCCUGAUGAAGAGCGAACCCGGAGAACCGCCCUGCAUCACGUCUUCUGGCUUCCAGUUCCUGUUGCUGGAUACCUCGUCUCAGCUCUGGUACUUCAUGCUGCAGUAUCUUCAGUCAGCUGAGACCCGGGGCAUGGACCUGGUGGAGAUUCUUUCCUUCCUCUUUCAGCUCAGCUUCUCCACUCUUGGCAAGGAUUAUUCUGUGGAAGGAAUGAGCGAUUCUCUGCUGAAUUUCCUUCAGCACCUUCGGGAAUUUGGUCUGGUCUUUCAGAGGAAGAGGAAAUCCAGGCGUUACUAUCCCACCCGCCUGGCCAUCAACCUUUCCUCUGGCAUCUCAGGCACCACCGUGGACACCCAUAACCAGGGCUUUAUCGUUGUGGAGACGAACUACAGGAUCUACGCAUACACAGAUUCUGAGCUGCAGAUUGCCCUCACCGCCCUCUUCUCUGAGAUGCUCUAUCGCUUCCCCAACUUGGUGGUGGCUCAAGUCACCCGGGAGAGUGUGCAGCAGGCCAUCGCCAACGGCAUCACAGCAGAUCAGAUCAUUCACUUCCUACGUACGAGAGCUCACUCUGUAAUGUUGAAACAGACCCCUGUGCUGCCCCCCACGAUCACAGAUCAGAUCCGGCUGUGGGAGCUUGAACGGGACAGGCUGCGCUUCUCUGAGGGUGUCCUCUACAACCAGUUCCUGUCCCAGGUGGAUUUUGAGCUGCUGCGUGACCACGCCAGGGAACUCGGGGUGCUCGUCUUUGAGAACCCCGCCAAGCGUCUCAUGGUGGUGACCCCCGCCGGCCACUCGGAUGUCAAGCGCUUCUGGAAGCGACAGAAACACAGUUCUUGAGAGAGCUGUGGCUGGACUCAGUAUCUCUCUUCUCUCACUCAGUGUUGGAAAGUGGUGAUGGGAGCUUAUUGUAUCCCUCUGCCCGUAACUCUGGAUGAGUAACAAAGACAUGGAGAGAAAGAAGAAGCCUUUUUGGGGGUUGCCUGAAGAUUCCUCUGUAGUCAAGAAUGGGUUAAGAACUGCCAAAAA
Messenger RNA from Elgaria multicarinata webbii, 1661 nucleotides. It is a transcript of the gene GTF2H4, whose product is annotated as general transcription factor IIH subunit 4. Lineage: Eukaryota; Metazoa; Chordata; Lepidosauria; Squamata; Anguidae. Gene Ontology annotation, molecular function: ATPase activator activity; double-stranded DNA binding. Bases 93 to 1472 code for a protein of 459 amino acids. The transcript has 14 exons. Gene Ontology annotation, cellular component: transcription factor TFIIH core complex; transcription factor TFIIH holo complex. Gene Ontology annotation, biological process: nucleotide-excision repair. The record is from RefSeq and is a predicted model, not a curated record.